AUCCAUCCAUUUCACUCCCUCACCCUUUCCCCCUCGACUCACCGCUCUCAUCUUUUCCCGUUCUCGUUCCCCGCUCACACUCUCUUGUCUCAACACACAGACUUCUACAGCUCGUGCCUCGCUCUUCUCCUUCCGUUCUACACCGACGAACACACUUUCUCUUCCCCGCAAGGCUUCACACGAACAUGCGUCUUCGUACCUUCACUCUUCUUGCGGUGGCUCUUGCCGCUACCAUGGCUCAAGCUGCCUCCACGGCCGAGCAAGGAACUGAUGGAACAUCUGUCCCCAACACCUCCUCGGAGCAGUCGCAAGUACAAGGCUACGCUGCUCAGGUUCACACUGAGCGCGACCUCGACGCCCAAGCCGACGCUUUUUCCAACCCUCUCAGCGAGUUCUUGGAUCUCGGCAAAGAGUUCUCUACCACGCGCGGUGCCAAACACGACACACGCAAGCUCGCUCGUUGGUUCAAGCUGGCUCACGAGCUUCGUCUGGACGACCCCGUCAAGAUUAGUGGUCUCACUCGCUUCCAACGCGUCAUGGGCACUGAAGAUGAAGGCGAAUACCUCAACGACCUCUUCAUCAACCUUCCCUUCCUGCACGCUCGCGAUGAGAAUGUCGAGGAUGCCGAUGCCGUGUACUGGCCCAAGCUUGAUGGCCGUGCUUCCCUCGCCGACCUCCAAGUCGCCAAGCACAAGAAGCACCGCUCUCAUCACAAGCACAAGACCCACAAGCACAAGGGCAAUGACGGCCUCCUUCACCAGAUCAUCAAGGACGUCAACCACGACAUUGGCCACAUUGGCAUCAAGGUUCGUGACACUGAUGUGGCCGAUGAUGCUGACAAGAAGAAGCACAAGAAGGGUGGUCUGGUCCACGCCAUCACCAAGCAGGUCAAGCAUGAUGCUCACUUGGCUGCUGAUCUGAAUGUCCGCGACGAGAAUGCCGUUAAUGACGAGGAUGUUGCCGACGAAACCGACAAGAAGCGCAAGCCCAAGCACAAGGGUAAGCACGGACUUCUCAGCUCCAUCAACAAGCAGGUCAAGCACGAUGCACACUUGGCUGCCAACCUCAACAUCCGAGAUGAGGACGUCGCUGAGGAUCAAGAUGCAGUCGAUGAAACCGACAAGAAGCGCAAGGCCAAGGGCAACAAAGGCCUCCUCAACACCAUCAACAAGCAGGUCAAGCACGAUGCUCACCUUGCGGGCGCUCUCAACCUCCGUGGUGAAGACGUCGCUAGCGAUGAAGGUUCAGUGGAUGAAGCCGACAAGAAGCGCAAACCCAAAGGCAACAAAGGUCUUCUCAACACCAUCAACAAGCAGGUCAAGCACGAUGCGCACCUUGCGGGCGCCCUCAACCUCCGUGAUGAAGACGUUGCCGAUGAAGCUGACAAGAAGCGCAAAGGCAAGCACGGACUAGUCCACGACACGGAGAAGGAGAUUAAGCACGAUGCUCAUCUCGCGGCUGGUCUCAACGUUCGUGACGAGGACUUGGCCGAGGACGAGGACAAGAAGCGCACUCGCAAGCACAAGCACAAGGGCAAGGGCAGGCACGGCCUUCUUCACUCUAUCAACAAAGAGCUGAAGCAUGACGCCAAGAUCAUUGGCAUCAAGAUUCGUGACGAAGAGGAGACUAGCGCUGCCGACAAGAAGCCCCACGCCAACGCUGUCCCUAACAAGGACGCAAAAAAGACGCCCACUACUUCUGCCGAGGCCAGCAAAGCCCCAAAGGCCGCUGCUAGCGACGUACCCGAGAAGGAACCCGAGGCUAAGGGCAAGCACGGACAAGAACCCAAGGAGAAGGAACCCAAAGUGAAAGCUCCCAAGGAAAAGGCGCCCACUUCCAAGGGUCACAAGGCGAAGGCAGCCGAGUCCACAGCCACCGAGUCCGCCAACGAGUCCGCUCCUGCCAAGCCCUCGUCGUCCACAAAGCCGGUCUUGCCCCAGAACGAGAAGGUCCACCCGCGUGAUGACGCUUCCGACGAUGUGCAGGGAGAUGCCGACAAGCCCAAGAAGGGCAAGAAGGGAAGCGGCCUCAACGUAUCCAAGAUCAUCAAGGCUUUUACUCGCCAAGUUGAGGAGAAUGACGAUGCUCUUGAGCGCCGCAAGGCUGUCGCCGAGGACCCCACCAGCAGCGCGGAUGUCGACAAGCCCAAAGAGAGCGAUGCAGCCGACAAGAGCGAGGACGACAAGCCCGCUGCCACCACUGGAUCUCAGGACUUCUCUCCUCACCGCAACGACCAAUUCCGUCGUCAACCCCUCUAAGCGGAUCGGCUCUUGACCACGAGUCUUCUUCAUGCCCAACUUCCACGGCGCUUCUAGUGCACGUUGGUGCGUGCUCAGCAUCCUUUUCCCCGCAGCGUCGACGCUUUCCCCGAUUCUCGUUCCCGUCACCAUCCACCAUCCACCAUCCCAGAUUCGUCCUCGCCCCCUUCCAUCAACUCCACUUGGCCAAUGGCCACACCACACCACCUUCUGAAGCUCGUACAGCUCAACGAAGCCAAACACACUCAUUCAUUUUGCCGUCGAACGUUGUCAUAUUACAGCCAACUGAGCUUUUAAUCUCAUACGCGCGCAGAGCUCGCGUCAGUAUCCUAC
Messenger RNA from Ceraceosorus guamensis, 2591 nucleotides. RefSeq lists its product as hypothetical. The transcript is spliced from 11 exons. Lineage: Eukaryota; Fungi; Basidiomycota; Exobasidiomycetes; Ceraceosorales; Ceraceosoraceae. Bases 186 to 2258 code for a protein of 690 amino acids. The record is from RefSeq and is a predicted model, not a curated record.